AUGUUUAAGAACGAAUAUCAGGGUGGAGCUGCUGUAGAGAUCUUCAGUGCACAAGGGAAAGAUCCUGUUGCAAAAUGGAAACUUUGUGGAGGAAAAUCAGCUAUAAAUAAAGAGUUUGACAAAGAGGUCAAGAGCUUUGUGUACAGUCUGGAGGGGAGCAGCCAAGCUAUUAAAAUGCAGAUGCCAAAGGAUGGAAAAAUGGCUCUUGGACUGGUACAGAGAUUCUUGGUCCUCCAGGUGAAUGUUUCCCAAUGUAAAGACUUCUCUACAGAGCUUGUGAUAACUGAUUUAGGUCAUCUGAAAAGGAGGCUGUACCUAUCCACGGUUCAUAAGGAGUUCUCUGCUACACCCUUGCAUGCAAGGAUACCUUUAGGUCUGAAACGCAACGUUUGGUGCAACAUGUGCAUCGACCUUGUGUCAUUCACCAGUGAGCUGUUUAAAGGUGCAGGGUUCUUAUCCCUGGAUGGAAUCACUGUCUCUGCCAGCUGUAAGUUACGGAGAAUCUUCACCAUGAAGACUGAGCCUGCAGGGGCUUCUGAUGGAGGUAAGACAUUCAGUCAGUCAGUCACCAGUGUUGCUCGAGGCCCCAAGAUCCAGCCGGACGCCUCCCACAUCGCAUUUGGGUCGAGGGUUUUAGGACCCCCUCCACUGACCGGAAGGAAGAACAGUGGACUCUCAGAGGGACAGGGACAGGACGGGAGGACACAGGACGGGAGGACACACCGAAGCAUGAAUAUGGGGUCUGUCUCUGGUGCAAAAACAAAUAGAACAGCUGCUUCAGAGAGACAUCAGGAUCAUGGAGACUGGAGCGAGAAACAACCUGGUCCCAGUAGCCAGAAGAAUGACUCUGUUUAUGAGCUGGCAGGGAAGCCAGGGAGCCUGCAGCCGCGACCACCUAAAGACAGAGCGUCAUCAGACAAGGCGGGGUCCAGGAAGCUACGGGUCCACAGUGCAGGGAAGGAGAAACUGGCGCCUGGCUCAGACAAGUUGUUGUCUCCCAGACCUGUUGACGAGGACAGAGCCUGUUUGGAGCCCUCCAAAUCUUCUCCAGAGCUUCUGUCUGGCCAGUCGACCCCUGUCCCUGACCUCCCCCCAUCACCAUUACCCCUGCAGGACUCGGACAGUGAUGACAGUGAAGGGGAGAGUGAUGUGGAUGAAGUCUCUGAGCCUCAGUUCUCAGUGGAAGACGUGUUCACCUUCUCUUCUCGGCCCCACUCAGCCAAGCGAGGCCAGGGACAAGGACAUGGAGACCAGGGACAGGGCCAGGGACAUGGAGAGACCUGCUGGACUGAGGAGGCAGCUCAGGCCGCUGACACCUACGGCCAGCAGGACACGGGAGGGCACAGGGGGGCCAGGCCAGACGACGACUUCCUAGCCAGCGAGAGUGAGGAGGAAGAGACCUCCUCUAGGUUCCUCUAUCAGAGGUCCAGUGUCCCCCCCAGCCCUGGUACUCCUGGUGUUCCCCCCAGCUCCACCCCUGGUAUCCCCGGAUCAUCAGGCCUAGAUGAGGACACUCCGCCCAGAGCACGGCCUGGGUCCAGUGGGUUCAGUGGGUCCAGUGGUGCGGACCGAACAUUUACCAUAGAGCGAACCCUAACCCACACAGACCCUGCAGGGUGUAAAACCAGGCUGGCUCCCCACACUGACUCCCAAGCAUACAGGAGAACAUUAGAGGUGCCUGGGGUGGUCCCAACCCGCUGCCGGUCACCCUGUCAGAGUACCAGGCAGGGGCAGAGACACAGCAGUCUGGGCCAGUCUGGACCUGGGGGAAGAGGAGGGGGAGCGAGCCAGACUCCGGACAGGAGCAGCAGCAGGACAUCACUGAGCAGGAGAUCUCUGCGAGAGAUCAUCCCCCGAGGAGACGCCACAUUAGACAAGGUGGGAGAGGGGAGAGCGGAGAGAAGGCAUGAGCCUGUUGGGUCCAGUAGCUGUGAUUUGCGUCUGUUGGACAGCCUGCGUAUGCAGGAGGAGGAGGAGGAGCUAAAUAUGCUGGCCAGUCUACGGCGGGAGCAGGAGGAAGAAGAGGAGGGGGGAGGAGCAACAGGUCUCAGUGCCUCUCAGAUCCACCAAUGUAACGUCAGCAUCAGCACCAGCAGUGAUGAGACAUCCACCUGGACACACAUACCUAUGCCGGCCAAACAGGGCCAUCACUACCAGAAGGAAAUGAACCCACUCUUACACUCCAAUCCAAGGGAAUGGAUGGAUGUCCUCAGCCCUCCCAUUAUUCCUCCUAGCCAGAAGAAAGGGAAGGGGUCAGAGGGCACAGGGGACCAUCGGAGGGGACCCCCGACCAGAAGGGCUGAUGGAUCAGUGAAUGGAGGAAAUGAAGACGAGGAGGAGUACCUGAAUCUGCUCUAUGAUCCCUCUCUUAACUGCUACUUUGAUCCCCAGUCUGGGAAAUACUAUGAGCUGGUCUAA
This is a messenger RNA of Salvelinus namaycush (lake trout), 2418 nucleotides long. RefSeq names its product CFAP20 domain containing (gene cfap20dc). The transcript is spliced from 15 exons. Lineage: Eukaryota; Metazoa; Chordata; Actinopteri; Salmoniformes; Salmonidae. The record is from RefSeq and is a predicted model, not a curated record. The coding region runs from base 1 to 2418 and encodes 805 amino acids.